Messenger RNA from Colletotrichum gloeosporioides, 825 nucleotides. Its product is annotated as Endo-1 4-beta-xylanase A. Gene Ontology annotation, molecular function: hydrolase activity, hydrolyzing O-glycosyl compounds; cellulose binding. Gene Ontology annotation, cellular component: extracellular region. NCBI's taxonomy places the organism in Eukaryota, Fungi, Ascomycota, Sordariomycetes, Glomerellales, Glomerellaceae. Gene Ontology annotation, biological process: xylan catabolic process. The record is from RefSeq and is a predicted model, not a curated record. The transcript has 5 exons. Bases 1 to 825 code for a protein of 274 amino acids.
AUGGUCUCUUUCUCCUCUCUCCUGGUGGCUCUUACCACUGCUGUUGGAGUCUUUGCUCUCCCUGGAGAUUUGAUCAAGCGUCAGUCUACACCAAGCUCAACCGGAACGCACAAUGGAUACUACUACUCUUGGUGGACUGAUGGUGGCUCGCAAGUGACGUACACCAAUGGGGCCGGAGGUUCGUACUCUGUUGUCUGGCAAACUGGAGGAAACUUCGUCGGUGGAAAGGGAUGGAACCCAGGCAGUGCGAGGACCAUUACCUACUCAGGAACCUACAGCCCCAACGGCAACAGUUACCUCGCCGUCUAUGGCUGGACAAGAAACCCCUUGAUUGAGUACUACAUCGUCGAGAACUUUGGAACUUACAACCCCUCCUCCGGUGCUACAAGAAAGGGCUCCGUCACCAGCGACGGCGGAACCUACGACAUCUACGUUAGCACUCGAACCAACGCUCCGUCCAUCGAGGGCACCAAGACCUUUCAGCAGUACUGGUCCGUCCGUCAGAGCAAGCGAACCGGCGGCACUGUCAAUACCGGAACUCACUUCAACGCCUGGGCUGCUGUCGGAUUGAAUCUCGGUACCCAUGACUACCAAAUUGUCGCAACGGAGGGAUAUUUCAGCAGCGGCUCUGCGUCAAUCACUGUUGGCUCUGAUGGCGGCAGCACCAGCCCUCCUCCCACCAGCAACCCUCCACCUAGUGGCGGUGGCGGAAGCUGCGCUGCCAAAUGGAGUCAGUGUGGCGGGUCUGGUUGGACCGGGGCCACCUGCUGCGAGUCGGGAUCGACAUGCACCGCUUCGAACCAGUGGUACUCGCAGUGUCUCUGA